Messenger RNA from Dissoconium aciculare CBS 342.82, 3850 nucleotides. RefSeq lists its product as uncharacterized. The coding region runs from base 341 to 3598 and encodes 1085 amino acids. Gene Ontology annotation, molecular function: translation initiation factor activity; GTPase activity; GTP binding. NCBI's taxonomy places the organism in Eukaryota, Fungi, Ascomycota, Dothideomycetes, Mycosphaerellales, Dissoconiaceae. The transcript has a single exon. The record is from RefSeq and is a predicted model, not a curated record.
CCCACUUUGGGGGAAACAAAGAUUUAUCAACGCCACCAGAACGGACAACCGCCUGGGCACUACUGAUCGACACGGCUUAUGUGUCGUAUCAUCCCUCGUGAGCUGCGGAACUUCUCAGCACCACCUUGUAUCGUCUAGAGUGCCUGCGCACGCCUUUCCGUGGUCUCUCUUUCUUCGUAGUAUGAGAGCCCGAGUCUCUUCACUAAACCCUGAUCCGCCUCCCGAGUCUACUGGAGGAACGUAUCAAACAUUCUAUCGGCCAGAAAGCUGAUUGGAGUUUAAUACCACGAAAAUACAACUACACUACGAACCGUUCCAAGAGAACCAUAAACCCGUCAAAAUGGCACCCAAAGGCAAGAACAAGAAGAAGGGCGGUGACGACUGGGACGAGGGUCUCGGCGAGACAGCCGAACCUGUCGCCAACCAGACCCAGGAUGCCGAGGCGUCGAACGAUGCCAACGACGAAGAUGCCGCCGGUGGAGGCGGCUUCAUGGCGAUGCUGAAGCGGAACAAAGAAAAGCGUAAAAAGAAGGGCAAAAUCGUAGACGACGAUGGACCGGAGGGCGAAGACCCUUCGGAAGAUGCGCCAGCCGCAACCCCAGCGGUGGAUCUCGCCGCGAAGGCCCCUGUCGAGGCCAACAUGGAUGACGAGGACGUUUUCGGUCAACCGGUGAAGGGCAAGAAAGGUGGCAAAGGAGGCCAGAACCAGGCUAAGAAAGGCGCUGCUGCUCCUGCCGACGACGAUGAUGGCGAGGAAGACGAUGGCGCCACUGGUGGCCGUGUGAAGACCAAGGCCGAAAAGGAGAAGGAGAAGAAAGAGCGUGAGAAGCAGCGGAAAAAGGAACAGGCGGCCGCAAAGAAGAAGGCAACUCCGGCUCCAGCCAAGAAGGAGGAGGCCAAGGUUGUGGAAGAAGUCGCCGCUGCCCCGGCCGCAGACUCUCUAGCUGCGCCAGGUGGAAAGAAGAAGAAAUUGAGCCCAGCGCUUGCGCUCCUCCAGAAACAGCAGGAAGAGCUGCGAAAGCGGCAGGAAGAGGAGAGACUCGAGAAGGAGAGAUUGGCAAAUCUAGAAGAGGAAGAACGAAAGCGAGAAGAGGAGGAAGAAAAGAAGCGGGAAGAGGCUAAAGCUGCGAAGAAAGCCAAGGAAAAGGCCAAAGUGGAGCAGAUGAAGCGGGAGGGCACAUACAAGACCGAGAAGCAACGCAGGGAUGAGGCUCAGCAGAAGUUGCGCUUGCAACAGAUGCUUGAGUCGGGUGCCAAGGUUGCUGGUAUCGAAGGCGAUGUCGAAGUGAAGAAACCUUCGAUCAAGGACCAGCGCAAGAAGAAUCCCCGCAAGGAGGCUGAGGAGCGCAAGGCUCAGCAGGCGCGGGAAGAGGAAGAAGCUCGGAAGAAGCUCGAGGAACUGAAGCUACGCGAAGAGGAAGAAGCACGAAAAGCCAAGGCCGAAGCAGAAGCCCAGGAGCUUGCGAAGCAAGCGCAACCUGAUGAGGAAGACGAGCUCGAAGACUGGGAGGCCAUGGCCGAGAAGGAGGACGAAGACGUCAAAGACAGCUGGGAUGUCGAAUCUGGCGCGGAGGACCAAGACGCAAAGAAGCCCGCAGCUAAGUCAACGAAUGGGAAAGCGGCGGCGAAGGAUGAGGACUCUGAUGAAGAGGAUGAUUCCGAGGACGACUCAGACGAUGAAUCCUCGGAAGAAGAACAGACCGUGGCACAGAGACAGGCGGCACAGCGCCGACAGCUCGCAGCCGACAAGAGAAAGGCCGAGACCGAAGCUGCCCGCGCUGCAGCCUCGAAGGACAAUCUACGAUCACCUAUUUGCUGUAUUCUCGGUCAUGUCGAUACUGGUAAGACGAAGCUGCUGGACAAGAUUCGACAAACCAACGUGCAGGAAGGCGAAGCCGGAGGAAUUACCCAGCAGAUCGGUGCCACAUAUUUCCCCGUCGAUGCGCUACAGAAGAAGACUGCGGUCGUCAACCAGGAUGGGGCUUUCGAGUUCAAGGUCCCUGGUCUAUUGGUCAUUGACACCCCCGGUCACGAGUCUUUCACCAAUCUGCGAUCACGUGGUAGUGGACUGUGUAACAUUGCCAUUUUGGUCGUCGAUAUCAUGCACGGUCUGGAGCCUCAGACUCUAGAAUCGAUGAAGUUACUCCGAGACCGCAAGACGCCCUUCAUCGUUGCACUGAACAAGAUCGAUCGACUCUACGGCUGGAAGGCGAUCGCCAACAACGGUUUCCGAGACUCUUUGAACCAACAGAACCGCGCCGUCCAGAACGAGUUCCGAGACCGGUUGGAGAAGACCAAGCUUGCAUUUGCAGAGCAGGGUUUCAACUCUGAGCUGUUCUACGAGAACAAAUCGAUGGCGAAAUAUGUGUCCUUGGUGCCGACAUCUGCUCAUACCGGAGAGGGUAUCCCCGACAUGCUCAAGCUUUUGGUUACUUUGACCCAAGAACGCAUGACUAACCAGCUCAUGUACUUGUCUGAGGUCGAGUGUACUGUAUUGGAAGUCAAGGUCAUUGAAGGUCUUGGUACCACCAUUGACGUUAUCCUUUCCAACGGUAUUCUGAAUGAGGGCGACCGAGUCGUGCUAUGUGGUACUGAAGGAGCCAUCACGACGGAUAUUCGAGCGCUAUUAACUCCGGCUGAGAUGAAGGAGUUGCGUGUGAAAUCUCAAUAUGUCCACAACAAGACUGUCAAGGCUGCGUUGGGUGUCAAGAUUGCCGCCAACGGCCUCGACACGGCUAUUGCUGGUUCUCGAUUGCUCGUCGUCAAGGACAAGGACGACGAGGAUGAGAUUGAGGAAUUGGAAGAGGAUGUCAUGGGCGAUCUCGAAAACCUCAUGAGCCGUAUCUCCAAGAGCGGUCGUGGUGUCACGGUUCAAGCUUCGACUCUUGGUUCGCUCGAAGCGUUGCUCGAGUUCUUGCGCGUAUCGAAAAUCCCCGUCGCCAACAUUUCGAUCGGUCCCGUCCACAAGCGCGACGUCAUCACCGCUUCGACCAUGCUGGAGAAGAGCAAGGAAUACGCGGUCAUGCUCUGUUUCGACGUCAAAGUCGACAAGGAUGCCCACGAGCUUGCCGACCAGAUGGGCGUCAAGAUCUUCACCGCCGAGAUUAUCUAUCACCUGUUCGAUAACUUCACGCAACACAUGGCAGCCCUCAAGGAGCAGAAGAAGGAAGAAAGCAAGAUGCUUGCAGUCUUCCCUUGCGUGCUCCGGACCGUAGCUGUCUUCAACAAGAAAGACCCGAUCGUCAUCGGUGUCGACGUCGUCGAAGGAAACCUCCGCAUCAACACGCCCAUCGCCGCCGUCAAGGAGAACCCCGUCACCAAAGCCAAGGAGAUCGUCAGUCUCGGCCGUGUGACUUCAAUCGAACGCGACCACAAGCAGUUACCCAACUGCAAGAAGGGAACACCCUCCGUCGCGAUCAAGAUCGAAGGCGCGAACCAGCCCAUGUACGGACGCCAGCUCGAAGAGAAGGACGAUCUCUACUCGCAGAUCUCGCGAAAGAGCAUCGACACGCUGAAGGAGUUCUACAUGGAUGAGGUGGAGAAGGACGAGUGGAAGCUGAUUGCGAAGUUCCUGAAGCCGAAAUUCGAUGUUGCGUAGAUGAUGGGCGAACGCUGGCGGUUGGAAGUGUCCUUGCCGGGAGUCGAGAGACAAAGCUGGGAGGUCGAGGGGAUUUUAUUAAUGGAAUAGUUCGGUACUAGCUAUGGGGGGGGAUGACAUGAUAUACACGUAAAACUGCUUCCUUUCAGCCAUUCAGAUUUUCCUACCUCGCAUGAUAUAGCACGCUCAGAGGUAAUUUGUACAAACCAGCCCAUUGGAUUGAAGAGACAACAUAAUCCGAGUUCGUUACUC